AUGGAUGUUUCCUCUAUAUGUUCUUUCCCGCCCUUUGGUAACGAAGCGAUUCAUUCCAGCGCGUCACUUACAAGAACUGAUGCGUUGACGAGAACUUCUUGUUCGGAUUCGGAUAAUAGCAAAAGUGUUUUGCCUCCAAUAUCUUCGAUUUUAUGUCCUUUGACACAAUCUGUUCCUAUGAAAACAUCCUUGAGUCAUCAUGAUGACUCAUCAAUGACUAUGCCUCCUCCUUAUUUACAAUCUUCUACCUCUAAACAUCAUCCGAUAAAUUCUGAAUCUCGGCUUGAGCACCAUGCGAGUUCUGUUAGUUCUCCUUCCAUCGUAAAUCGUGCGUCAGCUUCUCUCGAUAAUUUAUCACGAGGACAACCUUCACAGCAACAACAUACUCAUUGUUUAAGGACUUCACACUCAACCUCACCAAGUCCAGGGCAUAAUUCACCAGUUGUCCAUUCAUUAUUAAAUGUUCGUUCUAGUGAAUCAUCUUCCUCUCCAUCCCAACAGAUUUCCGUUCAGUCAAAGUCUGAAACGGUUGACCAUCCUCAUGAAAAUAAUAUUCACUUACAACACUCACAACCUUGUAAUCCAUCAGCAUGGGAGAAUCAACACACAUCUCUCAUUUCUAAUGGUUACCGGUCACCUCCAAUCCCACUAAGACCGCAAUCACAGAUAUCAUCUUCAAAUCCGACAAAUGUAGUGGCCAAUGAUGAAUUGAAGCAAAGUCCUGCACAGAAACCAUCAUCAAUUCAAUAUGGUACUAGUAGUUUUCCUUCAGAGUAUCAUCAUUAUCGCGCCUCUUUUGAAAAAGAUGUAUAUCAAUCAGUUUCCUUGAACAGCGAAAAAACUUCAGUUGAUUUGAAAAAGAUAAUUGACCAUUGCUCGCUGAUCGGACAAUUUGCUGCUCAAUACAGCGACAUGCGCAAUCAAUCAGGAAAUAGAUCUUUAAAUUGGCCUUCAACAAUUCCUAAUGAACCUGCUAGUAUCCCUACAGAAGCUCAUGUCACGGAAAUGAUUAAUAAAGCUUUUGAAGUGCUUUACGUGUUAAACGCUUUAAAAGAUGAAACUGUAAAUCGACGUGGACCGAGCGAAAUAGAACUUAUCAGGAACAAACGGACUACUUCAGGUGUAGCACCAACACGACCAAAAUAUCGAAAAAGAACUAAAAGACCUGCUCCUCCAGGAAGAUGUCAUUCUUGCAACAUACAGGAAACUCCUGAAUGGCGUCGCGGACCUGAUGGUGCGAGAACUUUGUGUAAUGCUUGCGGAUUGCCUCAAACUGCCAUGCAAGAACAACAACAACGUGCUUUACGUGCCCUUCAAACACACCCCUACGUACCACAACAUAUGUUGGCAUAUUCGUCCAAAAUUACACCUUUUCCUGGAUUUCCGACACAUAUGAUGACUCAUGGACAAUUAUUAACAUCGACCACUCAUAUUACUGAAAAGUGA
Messenger RNA from Dentiscutata erythropus, 1446 nucleotides. NCBI's taxonomy places the organism in Eukaryota, Fungi, Glomeromycota, Glomeromycetes, Diversisporales, Gigasporaceae. The record is from the annotation of a GenBank genome assembly.